Molecule: messenger RNA, 729 nt
Organism: Eremothecium sinecaudum
Lineage: Eukaryota; Fungi; Ascomycota; Saccharomycetes; Saccharomycetales; Saccharomycetaceae
Product: HDR100Wp
Exons: 1
Coding region: 1-729 (242 amino acids)
Source: RefSeq, a predicted model, not a curated record
AUGGAAGAAUGGCGUAUAGAAGAAGAGGUCAUUAUCGCUAUAAAUCAUUCUUGUGUAGAUGGGGAGGACCAAGUAUCUCUUCAACCCAGGGCUUUUUUGUUAUUGGGAGAUAGGGAGAAGGCGUUGUUGCAAAACCCCGUUCCAAUUGACUUCAAUGCACAAAGUCAUACUGGUAAGUUGGAUUGGGAUGUGGAUCUAGUGCGUGAACGCGUUAGACUUUUACAGGUUAUGCAUUCAUUGCAGCAGCCACUUGUAUUGUUGGUGGUUGACAAAGAGUUAUACGACUACACUGAUCUUGUGGAAGAAAUUUCUGUUCAUUGGCCCCCGGAAUGUGUUCUCAGUUACCAGCUUGAUAAGUGCGUUUUACAGUGUUGGGAUACCGCCUUAUACAGGGAAAUAGGUCAUGUUGUGGUUGAACAGAGUCUUAGCGGGUAUCUACCAAAUAAUGGCAUUAAAACAAAUGGAGUCGACGAGCCCUUACACUUUCAAGAGCAGAGUCAACUUGUGAAAAAGUUAAUCCAGAAGAUAGAUCACAUCAUUAAUCACCUCCAGAAUGCUACAUCGAGCGAGUUGCUUGAUGAGAUUCUACGACAAUGCUGGUUACUUGUGUGUAGGCUGCGAUUACCUCCGACAGAGGAUAUUGAACGUGACAUAUUGACAUUAGAUAUACAAUGGCAGCUAAUACAAACGCUAACUACCCAGGUUGAGACGGCUUUGAAUUUUGCGUGA